AUGCGGCGACACCGGACAGCACAAAAUGGAGAAGCUGACAGUCUGCAGGAGCAGUUCAGAAAGGAGAGGAGGCAGCUGGAAAGGAUUUUUCAAUGCAAUGUCUCGGCAACAGGGCUAUCAGAGAGCAAUAAAGAUGGACUCUUUCCUCAACGGCAAGUCUUUGACCGCAGCAUCCACAACGCAAAAGUCGCCGGUAAAAACGUUUGGUGGAUUGCUGGAAAGUUGGCGCAAGCGCAAGACGACGAAAAGAUGGAAAGGCGCUACGCCGUCAAGAAGAAAAACGAAAGCGCGGGCGAGACUUUUGCAGUUGGGACGCGUGGACGAAAGCCGCUGUGUCGAGAGUGA
Toxoplasma gondii ME49 is the source of this 345-nucleotide messenger RNA. RefSeq lists its product as hypothetical. The transcript has a single exon. The coding region runs from base 1 to 345 and encodes 114 amino acids. The record is from RefSeq and is a predicted model, not a curated record. Lineage: Eukaryota; Apicomplexa; Conoidasida; Eucoccidiorida; Sarcocystidae.